AUGCCUGUUUACAAGAAAAAAUUUAUAAACACGUCGCAAGAACUUGAGUUAAUUGAUUCCGAAGAACAAAAAGAACAGCAAGUCUGGUUGAUUCCCUAUACUGGACAAAUAUUUUUAGAUUAUAGUGAAUAUUUGAAAAAUAUCGCUUUAUACAAUCAACCAUUAUGGCAGUGUGCAGUUACAGGAAAAUUAAACCUUACAUAUGCUGAUGCACUUGAAAGUGAAAAGAAACAUCGUGAACAGCUAGAUGAAAAGUUUCCAAAUGGAUUAAAAAAACCAAUUUUAGAAAUAGUACAAUUCAGCGCCGAACGAUUGGAUGAUCUGGUCACAAUAAUAUUUGAGAGUUUUAAAGAACAUUAUACCAUAGGAGAAAUUGUCACUGUAGUUAUUGAUGGGAAAAAGAAUAAAGCAAAAAUCGCUGAUGUAAUUACUGCUGACUCUAACAAUGAAUCGGAUUCAAGUGAUCACAAAUCUUAUAAAGAGUCAUCUUCAUUAAAUUCUAUUUAUCAUCUUCAAUUAUUGGACAAAGAUGGAAAGCCGGAAUCUGCAACAAGAGAAACUUAUCUUCAUGCGCCGUGGGUGGUUAAACCCAAGAUUGCAAAAAAAUAUAAAAUGGCAACUAAAUUACCAGAUGAUUUACAACAAGUAAAAGAUGCCGCCUUAGAAAAAAGUCGAAAAAGAAAGAGCAAGUCGACAUCUAGUUGUAAUCCUUCAAAAAAAGCAAAGCCAAAUUCGAAACCAAGCAAUUCCCGGCAGUUGGAUCAAAAGAAAUCAACAAACAAAAAAGUUGAGCGUAAGAAAAUUAAAUAUCCAAUUGAAGAUCUUGAAGUUCCCCUUGAUAAGAGCCUUCUUCAAAAAAAACCAGAAUUGCAAAUGGAUUUAAGAGUGCCUCAAGAAUCUGUCGGAACAUUUUUAAGUGUAUGGAAUUUUUUCAAUAUAUUUGGAAAAUCCGUUGGUGUUUCAUUUUUUAAUCUAGAUGAUUUUGAAUUGGCACUCUUACAUGACAAAGUACAACCAGUAUGCUUUCUUAUAAUAGAAUUACAUGUGGCAUUAUUAAAUGCUAUUAUUAAAGAUCGUUUGCAAUCUAAAGGAAAAAAAGGCCAACUUGGUUCUCGUGGUCCCACCUUAAAAGAUGAGUCAAUAGAAAUGAAAGAGGAAGAUGAUAUAAAUGAAUUAUCCGAUGCUUCAAUUAAAUUUCUUGAUAAUUUAGGUAGAAAUUGGGACAAAAGAUUAAUUCCUUUGACAGAAAGAAGGAAACAAUGGGAAGAUAUUCUUGUCGGGUUUCUUUAUGAUGUACAAGCUCACGAAAUCUUUCCAUUCUUGGAUAAAAUAUUAUUAGAAUUAGUUGGAAAUGUAAAUGAGGAUAUUGAAGAAAAUUAUAUGAGCCUUGAUAUUACCUCCAAGUUACAAAUUUUGGAUCUUUUGGUUAACACAGCCACAAAAGCAUCAAUUGUUCACGAGCACAUUGAAAGUUCUGUUGAAAAGAGAGCUGAUUUAAAUAAAGAGAAAAAUGAAAUUUUAAGGGAAAAAAGACAGAUCACAUCUUCCAUUGGUCAAAUUGCACAAGGUAUUAUGCCAGUUUUGAGUGCUGAGAAAAGUGGGAGUUCUGACAUAAAAAAACCAACCGAAAAAAAAUAUGACAAGGCUUUGAUCCUAAAACAACUUAAAGAUGAAGAAAUAUCAUUACAAAGAAAGGAAGAACAAAUUGAAAAGGACAAGAAAAAAUAUGCAAUGCCUCGUUCUAUACCUUUAGGAUACGAUAGAUUUUAUAACAAGUAUUUUUAUUUUGAUGGUUUAGGUAUAGCAGUUGGAGAAAAAUAUGGUACAGGUAAAAUUUGGGUACAAGUUCCUCAGGAACAAGAUUUGAGAAUGCUAACUGAUAGAGAUGUGCAACACUAUUACAAAAGAAAAAAAGCUGAAGAUUCAGGUAUGAAUUUUGGACAAUGGGGUUACUAUGAAGACGUAUCAGAUUGGCUUAACACGAAAGGGAACAGAGAAUCUGUAUUGAAGAGUAAACUUUUAAAUCGCUAUCAAGAACUUUCAGCUUGUUUAAUGAAAAGGCAACAGGAUUUGACCACACCUCGUAUGACAAUUGAAGUGAGAAGAAGUAAACGAGUACAAGUUACUAAUGCAGUACUUUCUUCACAAAAAAUUUUUAUUCUUUAA
Messenger RNA from Entrophospora candida, 2166 nucleotides. Lineage: Eukaryota; Fungi; Glomeromycota; Glomeromycetes; Entrophosporales; Entrophosporaceae. The record is from the annotation of a GenBank genome assembly.